Daldinia decipiens is the source of this 1358-nucleotide messenger RNA. RefSeq lists its product as uncharacterized. The record is from RefSeq and is a predicted model, not a curated record. Lineage: Eukaryota; Fungi; Ascomycota; Sordariomycetes; Xylariales; Hypoxylaceae. The coding region runs from base 108 to 1223 and encodes 371 amino acids. The transcript is spliced from 5 exons.
AUAUUAAUUGUAUGACAAAUACAUAUUAGUUAUAUGAUAAAUUUUAAUCCCUUUCAAUUAUCACCAUCGAAGCUUUUAUAAGUCACAUCGGAUUUUCGCUAGACAUUAUGAACAUGCAUUACAAAGUGCCAAGACCGGAGGAUGCUGAAAACCACAGCUACCAGCCGUAUGACGAGGAAGAGGAGUGGGCACUUGACGAAGCUCAAGAGAGGCUACGCGCGCACUAUAGCAGUGAUAGCGGCCAGCAAGGACACUAUGACCUUGGCACGCCGUCGAUUUGGAACCCUGGACCCUAUGAAUCGGUUGUGCUGGUUUCUCUUCCUUAUCCAAUCAUAAUCCCCCAGCGGCGGCCCGGACAACGUACCCGCGGAUUCAUCAGAGCCUACGCGCCCGAUUUAAUGGUCUGUGGCAUUGACGAGCGUAUGUUUAUGCGUUUUCUCGAUGAACUCGAUAAAGCGACGGCGGCCUCUCCGAUAGUAGGUGCUAUCAACCUUGCUUCAAAUAUGGCCGGCUUCAUUCCAUCCGCCAUAGGAUCUACUGUUGGACUAGCUGUCCAGAUAACAGCCCGAGUAUACCAGGAGAUGCGGAGCCGUAAGAACCAAAACGCGUUCCUUUUGAAGAUGAACGAUGAGCUUUUCCGACCGCGUGGCCUGUAUUGCUUCAUCGUGGCAUAUAACCGGGAAUCUAAUAACAUUCUAAUACAGCAAGAUCUCAAUGCGGAAACUAGUAAUCAGGUUGAUGCUCGCAGUGAAUUUCGAAGUAACGAUGGGAUAACGGGUCCGAUUGAGUUCCCGGCUUCCGCAGAGUUGGUCUUUCCCGAUUUAGAGGACACGUCCAGCGAGGAAGAGGAGGGUGAAAGUGGUACGAAGGGCGGAUUUUCAAAGGCGUUUGAUGGUUUCAACGAGCGCAAAGAUCUUAAGGCUCAACGGAAAUACCUGAGAAAGAACCCUACCAGUGCCCUCAAUCCCCUAAUGGAUCCAAAGGUGGAAAUUACGCCAAAGGACCAUAAGAAGCAGCAGCGUAGACUAGACAAAGACGAGCGCAAGCGCGAGAAGCACGAACGAAAGCGAGAAAAACGGGCGCGCAAGCACCCUCAAAGAGCUGAGAAGGAACCACGCAAGCGAUUGCUACGAAAGGAUAUCUUAUAUAUGAUGAUAAUCAACAUGCCAUCGAUUCAGGAGAUGGAAGAUGCGGCCAGAUUGGUUGAGAACCCACAUAGAUAAAAAAAAAAAUUUUAUUGUUAAUAGAGAAAGGCCAAGUCGUAAAUGGAGAGAGGGUCAAUUAUAGAUUGAAGAUGAAGAAGACAAAUUAUUGACCUUCUUGUACAAUAUUUCCGUAAUACCUUCCAUGACAGCCUA